UGUUCAGUUUUAUCUCUCACCCUCUCGGUUUCUCUCUACUCUUGAAAGCACGAACCCAAGAGAGAGAGACGGAGACAAGGAUCAAAGGAAGAAGACGACGACGACAGAGAUGGAUCCAGACGCAAUUUCAAAGGCUUUCGUCGAGCACUACUACUCCACCUUCGACGCCAAUCGCGCAGGAUUGGUUUCUCUGUACCAGGAAGGAUCCAUGUUGACCUUCGAAGGCCAGAAGAUCCAGGGCUCUCAGAACAUCGUCGCCAAGCUCACGAGCCUCCCCUUCCAGCAGUGCAAGCACAACAUCACCACCGUCGAUUGCCAGCCCUCUGGUCCCGCCGGCGGCAUGGUCGUCUUUGUCUCCGGCAAUCUGCAGCUCGCUGGCGAACAGCACGCUCUCAAGUUCAGCCAGAUGUUUCACUUGAUGCCGACGGCACAAGGAAGCUACUAUGUGCACAAUGACAUAUUCAGGUUGAACUAUGCCUGAGGAAUGUGGUGGCAGGGGUUUAUGAACCAUUAUUACAAGCCAAAAGGAGACUGAUGGGAGGAAACUGAAGCUUGUUUCAAGUGUUUUGCUGUCUGUUUUUUUAAUUUAAAAUCAAUGGAGCUCUUUUGUUACUUUGGUUUGAGAUGACUCCGUUUGUUUUCGGGCAUUUAUCCAUGAUUCAGUAAGUGCUUAUUAUCAAACAAAGGUUUAUUUUGAAAUAUGCUUCUCCUUUUGGAAACCCUUAUUCAUAUGAAAAUAACUACUCUUUUCCA
Molecule: messenger RNA, 753 nt
Organism: Eutrema salsugineum
Lineage: Eukaryota; Viridiplantae; Streptophyta; Magnoliopsida; Brassicales; Brassicaceae
Product: nuclear transport factor 2A
Exons: 2
Coding region: 110-481 (123 amino acids)
Biological process (GO): nucleocytoplasmic transport
Cellular component (GO): nuclear pore central transport channel
Source: RefSeq, a predicted model, not a curated record